AAGGCAAAAGGCAGCUCGCUCAAGUUCGCCGAAGCGCCGUUCCUUAAUAAUGCUCUGUGAAUGCGGCUCGAGCUGCGGUGUUUCAUUUUCUUCCCCCAGCCUGGUGCGCCGAUCGCCUCUCCUUGUGGCUGGCUGGGUACUCCCGCACUGUGUGCUUGUUGUACUCUCUCUCUCUCUCUCUCUCUCUCUUCCUUUCUCUCUCUCUCUCUCCCCCCUCCCUUUCUCUCUCUCUCUCUCUCUCUCUUACACUGCCAGCCCCUGAUGUGAUGGCGAAGAAACCCCGUUGACAAGGCACUGCUUUUUCAUGACGUUGUCAUGGAUGAUGACGAUGAUGAAUCCUGUCUCUUUGAUCUUAUUGGAGAUGCACAGGCGCUGAAUUAUUUCCUCCAUGGAGCAGGCAGUAAACCUAACAGUGAAGACUUAGGAUAUUCUGCAGCCAACUCAAAUUCCAUAUUCGCCAAUAUCAGUAGUUCUGAUCCUAAGUCAUCAAUCAAAGGUGUUGGUAGUCAGCUUGGAGAAGGGCCUAGUGAUGGACUGCAGUUGCCAAGUAGCCUUCAGUUUCUUGAUGAUGAACUUGAAUCUUCUUCGUUGCCUGAUCUUAGUGAAGAUCAGCCUUUUGAUAUCCUCCAGAAAUCUUUGCAGGAAGCUAAUAUUACUGAACAGACUUUGGCAGAAGAGGCUUACCUGGAUGCCAACAUAGGCCCCAACCAACAGUUUGCACAAGCUCAGCUACAUCCUUCCUCAUCAGCAUCUUUUACUCAGGCUUCUAAUGUUUCUAGUUACUCAGGUCAGACGCUGCAACCUAUAGGAGUUACUCAAGUGGUACAGCAACCAGUUGGAGCAUCUUUUGCAAGCAAUACAGUUGGUGUGCAACAUGGCUUUAUGCAACAUGUGGGGAUCAGUGUUCCUAGCCAGCAUUUGUCAAACAGUAGUCAAAUUGGUGGUUCUGGACAGAUACAAUUAAUUGGUUCAUUUAGUAACCAACCUUCUAUGAUGACCAUCAAUAAUCUUGAAGGGUCUCAUAUUAUUUUGAAGGGUGGUGGGCAGCAAGCACCUGGAAACAUGAGUGGUGGACUCUUGGUUCAUAGACAAACACCUAAUGGUAACUCAUUGUUUGGCAACUCAAAUUCCAGUCCAGUAGCACAACCUGUAACUGUUCCAUUUAAUAGUACAAAUUUUCAGACAUCUUUGCCUGUGCAUAACAUCAUUAUACAGAGAGGUCUUGCUCCAAAUUCUAACAAGGUUCCCAUCAAUAUCCAGCCAAAGCCUAUUCAGAUGGGACAGCAAACUACCUACAAUGUGAAUAGCUUGGGAAUACAGCAGCAUCAUGUACAACAAGGGAUUCCUUUUGCUUCAUCAAACUCACCUCAGAAUUCAGUAGUUGGUCCACAUAUGUCUGUUAAUAUUGUUAGUCAUCAAAAUGCAAGAAAAGCAGUUACCUCUCAAGCCGUAAGUAAUGCCAGUGGUAGUAUUGUGAUCCAUUCUCCUAUGGGACAGCCUCAUGCACCUCAGAAUCAGUUUCUUAUACCCACAAGUCUGUCAGUAAAUCCUAAUUCGGUUCACCAUGUCCAGACCAUAAAUGGACAACUUCUUCAAAAUCAGCCUUCCCAGCUUGUUUCUGGCCAAGUAUCCACUGAGCAUGUUAUGCUAAACAGGAAUUCUACGAACAUGCUUAGAACUAACCAGUCAUAUUCAGGACAGAUGCUGAAUAAUCAGAACACUGCUGUACAGCUAGUUUCUGGUCAGACAUUUGCAGCUCCUGGAAGCCAAGUUAUAGUGAACCAUGGGACUUCUCAAAUUGUUAGUGGCCAGGUUCCACUACAACAGGGAUCGUCUGCUGUGUUGCAUUUAUCCCCCAGCCAAGGAAACAUUUCCCAAGGUAGAACAGGCUUUACCACAAUGUCUCCUGGACAGUCAACAGGUUCGAGUAUAUCAUCAAGCAACCGGUUUACAGUUGUAAGUUCUGCUACAGUGCAUCCCAACAUUGGUCCAUCAGCACAGACUGUUGCUUCAGGAGGAAAUUUUGCUGGAGAUCAACUUACACAGCAAAACAGAACACAAUUGUCUGUCACUGUCUCACAUCGUCUUCCAGUUUCUUCUUCCAAAUCAGUCAACACCUUUAGUCACACAUCGGCAACCCAGCCCCAGUUUUCCUUUGGCCAGACUCAAAAAAAAGUUACAAAUAUGGUGUCUUCAGUUUCAACAUCAAAGUCACAGGAUAAUCUAAGACCAAGUCUUUUAGGACAAGAUACCGGGGGCAAAAUCAUACAGCAGCCUAUAGGCACAGCACUGACACACCAAGAAAAAGCAGUAGGAUCAUCUUCUGCCCAAACAAAUGUACAGGUCGAUGGCCAUACAAUUGGACAAAAGAGGCCUGCUGCUAAACAACUAACAAAAGGAGCCUUUAUUCUGCAGCAGCUACAGAAGGACCAGGCACAUGCUGUGACUCCUGAUAAAACUCAGUUCAGAUCUUUAAAUGAUGCAGUCCAGAGACUCCUCUCAUAUCAUGUGUGCCAGGGAUCGCUGCCAACAGAAGAGGAUUUAAGAAAAGUGGAUAAUGAAUUUGAAUCUGUAGCCACACAGCUCCUGAAAAGAACACAGGCUAUGUUAAAUAAAUACAGAUGUCUGCUCUUGGAGGAUGCUAUGAGGAUAAAUCCUUCUGCAGAAAUGGUAAUGAUUGACAGGAUGUUUAACCAGGAAGAAAGGCAAACUCUUUCCCGGGAUAAACGCCUUGCAAUAGUAGAUCCUGAUGGUUUUCUAGCAGACUUUUGUUGUCCAUCCACACAAAUUGACAAGAUCGCUGAUGAAACACAGCCGGCUGAAAGUGAUCAUCAAUCUAACAAAUCUUCAACGUCUCAAAACCAGAUUGCUAAUACCCAAAUUAAAGACAGAUCAAGUUCAAGCACAGCAGAGUCUUUAAAUCACAACAAACUUCAAGUAGUGCCUAACAAUAUUAUGAGUUCACAACAAGGAAACAGUUCUAUUAAAAAAUCAGAAAGCCUCGCAAAAGCUUUAAAAUUUGAGAAAACAAGCUCCUCUCCUGAAAGCCAACAUAUGGCUGAUUCAGAACAAAAAAUCGCUGGCAAAAAUCCAGGAAAGUCAAAUGAAAACUCGUUAAGUUCUGAAGAUCAUUCGUCAAAAACCUUAUCAAGUGUAGAUCAUGGUACGCAUAAUAAAACAUGUCGGAACACAGUUGAUUCUCACCCAGAGACAACAUAUAAUCAUUCCCUCCAAGACAAAACUCCUCGGAGUUCUCCAAAGAAUGAGGAUUUGCAUCCAGACAAUUUGAAAGGUUCUGGGGAACCCCAAAAGGAUUUGCUGCUCAAUAAGAGUUUAGAGACUACAUUCAAAAACAUAUUGGAACUGAAAAAGACUGGGAGGCAGCCACAAAGCGAAGCAACUGGCAGUGGCUCCUUAGAAUUAGAAUAUCCAAACUUUUCACUUAUUUCUUCACAAGAAAACUGCCUGGAGAAAUUUAUUCCAGACCACAGUGAAGGUGUAGAAACAGACUCUCUUUUAGAAGCUGCUGUAAAUAGUAUCUUAGAGUGUUAAUAGUUACAGUACCAUGGACAUAUUUCUCUUAGAAGUAAAUGUGAAUGACACCACAAGAACAGCCUGACAAAUGUCAAAGGAUACCCUUUCUAAAGUAGAUUCUGUUUUGUGUUUGAAAGCAAUACUCAUUGUGGUUACAGUGAGGUGUUCAGUAAUGUAAACCCUUGAGAGAAAGCUGUCUGGUAGGGCCUACACAUUAUGAUACAGCUUUGCUGAUUGUUUUAACAUUGCAGUUUAAUGAAACUGCAGUUCACUAGGCCCUAAAUUAACAAGGUAAUAUACUGACAAUCACAGUCUAGUAACAGGUUUCUUAAAUAAAAUGUUAAGAAUGUUGCAUUUAAUAGGAAAAGAUCCAUUGCCUCCGCCCACUAUCACUUGAUUUUGUGAUUUAAUAUUUGGGGCUAAAAAAAAAUCCCCAGUACCUCUAUUCAGAAAUGCCUGUCUCUUGAGGUUUGGAACAAAGAGAGGGG
Messenger RNA from Lacerta agilis (Sand lizard), 4022 nucleotides. RefSeq names its product BRD4 interacting chromatin remodeling complex associated protein like (gene BICRAL). The coding region runs from base 316 to 3552 and encodes 1078 amino acids. The transcript has 12 exons. Gene Ontology annotation, biological process: positive regulation of DNA-templated transcription. The record is from RefSeq and is a predicted model, not a curated record. Gene Ontology annotation, cellular component: SWI/SNF complex. NCBI's taxonomy places the organism in Eukaryota, Metazoa, Chordata, Lepidosauria, Squamata, Lacertidae.